AUGUUCAACCAGUACAUGCAGAAGAUAGACAAGGUAUUCCAGCAGAUUGACACUAACUUUCAGAAUCAACAAGCAUCCAUUAAGAAGCUGGAAACCCAAAUUGGUCAGAUAGCUCAACAGCUUGCAGAACGCCCACAAGGAACAUUGCCAGGCAACACAAUGGUCAAUUCAAAAAAGCAAGUGCAAGCUAUUACAACUAGAAGUGGAGUGCAACUUCCAGAAAUACAUGUGAAGAGACCAGACAGAAAAGACAACGAAGUAAUGGAUGAAGAGGUUGGGAUAGAAGCAGAGUCUGAACAACCAACUAAUGAGGAGGAUAAAAGGAAAGAAACACCCACAGUGAGAGCACCCAGCCCCGUGAAAGCUUAUGUACCCCCAAUUCCCUUUCCUCAAAGGUUACAAAGAAAGAAGUUGGACACGCAGUUUACCAAGUUUGUGGAGAUUUGUAAGAAAAUGCACAUCAAUAUUCCGUUUGCAGAUACAAUAGCCCAAAUGCUCAGCUAUGGAAAAUUCAUGAAGGAGAUCCUGUCUAACAAAAGGAAGCUGGAAGAACAUGAGACUGUCUGCCUAAACGAGGAGUGCAGUGCAAUUCUAUUGAAAAAGCUACCUCCUAAACUAAGUGACCCAGGGAGUUUUACGAUACCUUGCACAAUUGGUUCUAACUAUGUUGAGCAUUCUUUAUGUGAUUUAGGUGCCAGUGUUAAUUUGAUGCCCCUCUUUGUUUACAGGUCUCUUGGAUUAGGAUAA
Messenger RNA from Olea europaea var. sylvestris, 747 nucleotides. RefSeq lists its product as uncharacterized. NCBI's taxonomy places the organism in Eukaryota, Viridiplantae, Streptophyta, Magnoliopsida, Lamiales, Oleaceae. The transcript has a single exon. The record is from RefSeq and is a predicted model, not a curated record. Bases 1 to 747 code for a protein of 248 amino acids.